Molecule: messenger RNA, 1478 nt
Organism: Corvus hawaiiensis (hawaiian crow)
Lineage: Eukaryota; Metazoa; Chordata; Aves; Passeriformes; Corvidae
Product: scale keratin-like
Exons: 2
Coding region: 109-975 (288 amino acids)
Cellular component (GO): intermediate filament
Molecular function (GO): structural constituent of cytoskeleton
Source: RefSeq, a predicted model, not a curated record
CACAAAGGGUGGCUUUGAGGAGGAUAUAAAAGCUCAGAUCACCCUCAGCCGUGCAUCCACUGCUCUUGUUCCCAUCCCUACAGCGAAGAAGCCUCCCAGCACAGAAGAAUGUCCUGCUCCAGUGAGUCCUGUGGGGUGAGCUGCCCUCAGCCCAUCGCUGAGAGCGUCAACGAGCCCUGUGUGCAGCAGUGCCCCGACUCCAGAGCCCUGAUCCAGCCCCCGCCAGUGGUGGUGACCAUCCCGGGCCCCAUCCUCAGCUCCUGCCCUCAGGAGAGCGUUGUGGCAUCAUCAGGCCCAGCCUGGUUGGGACAUUCCUUCAGUUCCCGGAGCUCCCAGGGCUACGGGAGCUCCUUUGGGCUGGGAGGUUAUGGGGGUUACGGGGGCUAUUUGGGCUCCUCAGGCUAUGGGGGCUCCUUUGUCUCUGGAGGUUAUGGGGGCUCCCUGGGUAACUGGGGCUCCUUUGGGUGGGGACCUUAUGGAGAUUCCCAGGGUUAUGGGGGCUCCUUUGGGUUGGGGGGGUCCCGUGGUUAUAGAGGCUACUUUGGGUUAGGAGGUUAUGGGGGCAAUGGGGGUUAUGGAAGCUCCCUUGGAUAUGGGGGCUCCCGGGGCUAUGGGGGCUUCUCAGGCUACGGGGACUCCCAGGGCUAUGAGGGCUCCCAGGGCUAUGGGGGCUCCCUUGGAUAUGGGGGCUCCCGGGGCUAUGGGGGCUCCUUUGGCCUGGGAAGCUGUGGGGGCUAUGGGGGCUCCCAGGGCUAUGGGGACUCCCUUGGAUAUGGGGGCUCCCUUGGCUACGGCCGUUCCCUGGGUUAUGGAGGUGACAUUGGCUAUGGGGGCUCCCUCGGGGGCUAUGGGGGCUCCUUUGGCAAUGGCGGGAGGUCCUACAGCUCCGGCUUCUCCUCCCGGGGCCUGGGCUAUUCCCUGCCCGGCUUCCAGAGAUGGGGCAGGUCCCGCCGCGGGAGCUGUGGGGUUUUCUAAAGCGCCCCUGGCAGUGCCAGCCCCCAGGGGCAGUGGCAGCCCUGGAGCCCAGCCCGGGCCAUGGGGACACCGGGCAGGAGCUCCUGUGCCAGGUGUGCCCUGAGCCCUCCAUUCCCUCGGGAAUGCCCUGAGCUCCCCAUCCCCUCGGGAUACCCUGAGCCCCCUAUCCCCUCGGGAAUGCCCUGAGCUCCCCAUCCCCUCGGGAAUGCCCUGAGCCCUCCAUCCCCUCGGGAAUGCCCUGAGCUCCCCAUCCUCUCGGGAUACCCUGAGCCCCCUAUCCCCUCGGGAAUGCCCUGAGCCCCCUAUUCCCUCGGGAAUGCCCUGAGCUCCCCAUCCCCUCGGGAUACCUUGAGCCCUCCAUCCCCUUGCUGUAUCCUGGUCCUGAGCGAGGCCCUGCUCCCAGAGCACGAGUCCUGCAUCCCCUGCUGCCCCUGCGAUUGCCUGGAUUCCCUGUGCUCCACUGCUGCUCUUCUCUCUGACAAUAAACCCCUGUUUGUGUUGCA